Molecule: messenger RNA, 1343 nt
Organism: Bradysia coprophila
Lineage: Eukaryota; Metazoa; Arthropoda; Insecta; Diptera; Sciaridae
Product: E3 ubiquitin-protein ligase NRDP1-like
Molecular function (GO): protein binding
Source: RefSeq, a predicted model, not a curated record
CAUUACUUGUGAAGUGAACAAAAUGGGUUUCGAAGCGACAAGAUUCAUUGGGGAAAUAGACGAGGAAUUCAUUUGUACAAUUUGCACACUGGUUCUGGAAAAUCCCGUCCAGUCGUCAUGUGAGCAUACAUUUUGCAAUCAAUGCAUCACUGAUUGGCUAGCAAUCGAAAAUACGUGCCCAGUAUGUCGUCGUAAUACUGAAUUGGCGCACGUAAAGCCGGUUGCCAGAUAUUUCCGUAAUAUGCUAAAUAAACUGGAGAUUAAAUGUGAUUUCGAAUCGAGAGGAUGUCAAAGUGUUCUACAAUUGGAAAAUUUGAAGGAUCACGUCAGUAAUCAGUGCGCGUACAAUCCAAAUACAGAAAUUAUCUGUGACAAGGGAUGUAAUAUUGCAAUUAGUCGACAUGAAUAUGAAGCGAACAAUUGCUUUUCACAUUUAUCGAAUGCAUUAAAAAAACUCCAAGAGAAGCUAGACGAUCAGACGAAAAUCGUAAACACACUCCGUUGGCAGAUAUGCUACAACAUGAAUAUUUCCAUAAGUGAACCAAAUAUUUUAGAGUAUGGACAAUACGUCGAAGGAGAAUUAGCACUUGUUCAAUCUAUUCGUCCUUUGACACCAGACAAUACAUCGUUCAAAAUUGAAAUCUUGCAUGUUGGUGAAAACAAUAAUAUUGCAAUUGGACUCGCUCCUAAGGGUUAUUUAAUUAAUCAGCAACCUGGAUGUCGUCUUGGAUCUAUUGGGUAUCACGGAGAUAAUGGAAAAUUUUUUAAUGGCAAUGGCAUUGGCGAAGUAUUCGGACCGAUAUGGAAAAGUGGUGACAUCAUCGAAUGUGCGGUACAGCUUGAAGUGUACACCAGCAUUUUAUUUCGUGGUAGUAGUAGCGUGACAGUAGAAGUGAGUUUUUCCAUAAAUGAGCAAUUAAUUGGGAAAAAAACGGUGAAAAUGCCAGAAUUAGGAUUUUUUCCUACAGUUAGUAUUCGAAGUAAAGGCGGCAAGGUUAGAUAUUUCGACGGUUAAAAAUAUGGUUGAAUGUGUGUCAAUAAAUUAUCAAAGGAAAAUAAAAUUAUUCGAAUUGAAUUUAUGGCGGAAAGCUUUGGGAAAACCCUGAAACACGUCUUGGGUGAAAUCGAAAACUCUAUAACUUUGCCUUUGAACCGAACUUUCUAGUAAUCAAUGAACGACUGAAUUAAAAAAAAAACAAUUUCAACGCACUUUGAUAUGAGAAUAUCGCAAAUUAUCCUUUCACAACGCUGCGUUUGGUUAGGACCUGACACUUUUAAUUUUGAAUUUUUGGCUCUGUUUGUUUGAAAACCAUUCAAUAUUGCGCAAUAGCGCUUAUUUUUAA